Messenger RNA from Trematomus bernacchii (emerald rockcod), 706 nucleotides. Its product is annotated as transmembrane protein 238-like. The transcript has 2 exons. The record is from RefSeq and is a predicted model, not a curated record. NCBI's taxonomy places the organism in Eukaryota, Metazoa, Chordata, Actinopteri, Perciformes, Nototheniidae. The coding region runs from base 113 to 442 and encodes 109 amino acids.
AGGUUUCAUUAUUUACUGUGGCUUUUCUAGAGACGAUCCGGAUAUGUUCUAAACGGACGAAUUCAAUCGUAAUCGCGUUUGAAUCUCAUAUAGGCCUACUCAGCAAACAGCCAUGGCACCAAAAUAUGACGGCUUGUCCCACUGUAAACUGGCCCUGGUGUUCGCAGUGCUCAUGGACCUGCUGGGUGUGAUAUCCCUGCUGCUGGGGGUCUUCGCCCCACUGGAGAUCCAAGGUCGAGACUUUGGGGAUCUGCUGGUGUACACAGGGGCCCUGCUGGUGCUCUUUUCCCUGGCAGGCUGGGUCAUGUGGUACAGCGGCAACAUUGAGGGUCUGACCUCCAGAAAGGAGUUGGGGAGCUCAGUUGGUGGAGCUAUGGACCGCCUCGCACGGUCCCUGAGCCGCAGGAUACGGAUCCCCAGGACUCGCAGCAGCCCAACUUAGGAAGCGGAGCCCAAAGAUACCAACAGACUGACUGACUGACUGUUACAAAGAGGGCUGUCCCUCACCAGGCAGCAGGCCAAGCUGCCUGAGGCAAAGGAGUGCCACUGCUGUUUGUGGCUCUCUUCACAAACACGCCUCUUGUGAUAACAAACACCUUGUUCACAUGACAAAAAAACUGUAAUUCGUAUCCUCUCUUCUUGAAUGGAAUGUAUAUCGUGGACUUCCCUGCUGGCUGUAAUAUAAAAGAUUCAUCUUCUCUAUUUA